AUGCACUCGCGACGAACACCCUCAAAUGCAAGCAGCAGUGUACGAAAUAGCCCAAGCCUUCAAAGACAACAAAUGUACGUGCAACCGACGAAACCACGCCCUUCGACAGCGGUCAACGCACGCCAAGCUACAGCGACUCCUCAACAUUCAGAAUGCUCUCCAGUGAAGAUGGGCAUGUCCCCCGCCACUCGGUACAAUUCCAAUCUCAAGGUUCUCCGCAGGAGAGAUCCGUCUAUUGUCUCCAUCUUCGAUCAGUUCAGCCAUGUAUGUGUGUACCAUCAUAACGGAGACAAAUGGGAAAAGCAAGGAUAUGAAGGAAGUAUGUUCCUAUACGAAAGGGAUUCCUAUCCACCCUAUGGGUAUUAUAUCCUCAACCGUCAGGGGACGGACGACUAUAACCAACGACUAUAUCCCGAGGACAACAUUAGUACUUCCGGAAGCUACCUCAUGAUGCGCUCCUACCCGUCUUGGUCUGCUCGUCGGCUUGAAUCCAUUAUAAAGUCAAGCGAGGCCGCUGGGAGCAAAGUCCCGGACAAAUUUUCUCCCGUUUGGUUUAUUCCGGACGUAGAGAAAUACAAAGAGGCUGAUAAAGCUCCCGGUAUCACCAUAGGAUUAUGGAUGUUUGCAACUGACUCGAGGGAGCCGAUGAUGGAUGUCAUGGUUCGGUUACAUUCCUACGUCAAGCAAAAUAUUCCCUAUCCUGACGAGUACAGAUACGGACCCGAUCGUCUGCCACCACCCAAUCCGCACCUCCGUACUUCCUCUGUCCCUCCAUCCAACGAAUCCGCCGCGACCAUACAAAGCAAGGAACGAAUCACACAUUCCUCUUCUACGAAACCGACGACACCAAAUCAUACUCUCCUUUUGAAUGGAAGUGCCAGCGGUAAUGUCGUUAGCACCGCAGCUGUCGUCAACUCUGCGUCGUCUGAGUUGGACAAAUUGUUUGCCAAACUCAAUCCGUCAACUACCACAACGAAUGGACAUGCUCCUUCACCCACUAUCGACUCCUUGUUUGCUGGCGUCGGCGCCUCCGUAGCUAACCAAGCAGCACGCACAGAGACACCAAUAAUCAACGCCGUCCCGAACGGCGCACCUCCGACGGGACUAGCAUUGUUGAGCACCAUAUUUGCUUCAGCGGGGCCGACGGUUGUGAAUGCGGACUCACGACCUUCGACCCAAGUAGUCUCUAAUGGUCGUCUUUCCGUUUCAUCUAAUAAGGCCAUCUCGUCUACAUCCCCUCGAUCGAACUCUAGGCUAAGCAGCGAGACAGUAGCAGAGCCCGAGUCGAUCGUUAUUUACUCACCCACGCCCACAACAACAGCCCUUCCCCAGAUACUCAAUCAGGACGUUAUUAUAAAUCUCCUUGGACUUCCCGCCUCUAGGGCAUCCUCGGCCACACCUUCGACUUCUCGCGCAAGUAAUAGGACAAGCGGUAGCUCAAGUACCCGGAGGAGUGGGAGAGAAGGGGGUGAUGAAGAUGAUGGGAUGUUAAGCUCAGAGGACGGUGUCUCUUAUUCGGAGUCUAGCACCGUCCUGGAUCGGCUACCUACAGGGCAAGAGGCCAUUAACGGGGAUGUUACACCUCGGGUUCCAACGAACGGCUCUGGAUAUGAAAGGUCAUCAAGUUCUUCGAGGAUGCACGAUUUUGUUUAUCCUCAUAACACUGCUUAUGGAUCUGCUCCUCGCCAACCCUCUGUCCCUGAUCCAGUCUCUUCUGUCGGGAGUCGGCCGGCGGUGACAUUCCGCACGGACGCGGAGCUAUGGAGCAAGAACACUGGCGCCGAUGGAAAUCAGAACUAUGACGACGAUGUCAUAGUCGAACUAGAUUUCUCUGACACGAUUGCAUUGAGUGACAUGGAUGCGUUUCAGAGGGUGAAAGCCCAAAGCCAAAUCAAUGGCCACUCCCCCAAUCUCAGCAAUGCAAAGAAGGCACUACUCAAUGGACGUACUCCGAAGCAACUGCAUUCGCGUGACGGGAGCACGAGUGAUGACCUGACGAACCACUUUGGGGGAGACGCCAAGGGCAAAAAAGCUAGGAAACUUGGUGGCGGGAAACAGAAAGGAGCGGAGAGAGAGACGACGCGAGCGGAUGUCGUCGAGCCCAUGAUCGCGGUGCUUCAACGCCAGCCCCACUUACGAGCUUCAGCAACUACCUCUUCUCCUUCGCCUAUCCCUGCUCUUCCACCUCCAGCUGUUCCUAUCGCCGACCCGGCCAUCAUCAGCAUUUCUUCUAUGCUAGGUCUUCCUCCACUCCAAUCUCAGCAAGCCCCCCAGCAGUCAGCAGCAAAGGUCAAGGCUGACGGCAAUGCACCUCGUUUAUGUGGCGACAUGGUAAAAGAGGGCAUCAGUGCGGUUACGUCCUCGCGCAUGAACGGUCAAAUGAAACUAGCGAGGAAUGAAUACGUGAUGGAGUUACUGACCCUCAUUCACGUUCGUGGUUGCUUUCCUUUGAUCGCUUGCAUAUAUGCUAACAACUCCUUAAACAGACCGACAAGUCGUUCGUUGACGCUCUGUAUCAAGAUUAUCUCAGCCACCACAGAUGAUUUGAAGGUUUCAACGCUUUGA
Molecule: messenger RNA, 2565 nt
Organism: Pleurotus ostreatus (oyster mushroom)
Lineage: Eukaryota; Fungi; Basidiomycota; Agaricomycetes; Agaricales; Pleurotaceae
Exons: 3
Coding region: 1-2565 (854 amino acids)
Biological process (GO): deadenylation-independent decapping of nuclear-transcribed mRNA; deadenylation-dependent decapping of nuclear-transcribed mRNA; positive regulation of catalytic activity
Cellular component (GO): P-body
Molecular function (GO): mRNA binding; enzyme activator activity
Source: RefSeq, a predicted model, not a curated record